GCGGCGUCCCUGGUUACCGGCCGGGCGGCCGAGCGGGCCGGGCAUGGGGCCGCCGCGCUGCAUCUGCCAGAUCUGCUCCUGCGGACGCCACCGCUGCUGCCACAGACCCACAAAGAUUUAUGAUGAUGGAGUGCAGCCGAGCCACAAAACGGAGUAUUUGGAGAAGUACCCUGGCUAUGGCAACAUCUGCCCUCCCGAGAGCUGUAAGCCAAAGCCAGAGCUCCAAGAGAAUCGGGCGAGAAUGGACGGCACCACAACGUUCAAAUCUGAUUAUUUACCAUAUGAAAUUGUUACGAGACCUUUUCGGCCACAAACAGAAUAUAGACCAAAGUCAGGGAAGAUUGACCUGGGAACCAUUUACCAGAGAGAUUACAAUCCCCAUAAAGUAGGACCAGUGACAUUAGUAAGGCCUCGAGAGAGGAAACACACUUCAGAUGCAAAAGUGGAUACCAUCCCAACCUACCGAGAUCACUAUAGGUUAUGGGAAAGUCAAAGAACAGAAUCCUGUAAGGUGGAGCGUGACUACGAGCCACCUUCGGAGAGGUUUGGAAAUCCUUCCACGUUUCAAGAUGACUACAUCCCUAGGCAGCCCAAUCCCCCCCCAAGCUGUAAACCUUGUGAUAGCAAGCUGCCAGAGGGGCCUUUUGAUGGCAACACCAUCCAUCGCACCGCGUACGUUGUCCAUGAGCUGGAGCCCUUGUUCGUGAGGCCAAGGGAAGAGUACAAGCCAAGCGACCAGCCCUUUGAAGAUCUCACAACCCACCAGAGAGAUUUUAAAGGGAUACCUGGGGAACAAGCAAAAAGUUGCAAGCCUGAAAGUAGAAAACAUGGAUCUGAUGAUCCUUUUAAAGGAACCACUGAAUUCCAGGAUCGCUAUCAGCCAUAUUUGGUCACUGCACCCGAUUUCCGCAAACCAAGAGAAUACGUUCCACCCACAGACAAGAUGGACCUCAAGUCUUCAAACCGUCUUGAUUACAUUAAACACAAGGUUGCUCCCAGAGCCCCCAUAAAACCAGCUCCUGGCAGAAAAAGUACUGGCCCUUUUCAAGGGAAGACUACUACAAAAGAAGACUAUCAACCCUGGAGAGUGUGUCCACAAGGGCUUAUUAAGAAAGAAGAGGAAAUUCAAAAGCCCACAGGAAAAUUUGCUAGUUUAACUACAUUCAGGUCCCAUUACAUACCACAUCAGGCCAAUCCACCUCCAAGUUUCAAACCUGUACACGCUGUAGCUACUGGAGUUCCUUUUAAAGAUGAAACUUUGUAUCGCACUGAAUAUACGCCAAAGAAGAAAGAGGUCUGCCCAGGACUUAAUCCAGAUGCUCUGGGUUAUGUCUAUGUAAACACAGAUUCUCAGGGUCACAGAUUCUACCGCCAGGUGUCCCCAGAACGUUCUGGGUCAAACUGUAGUCCUAUUCCAGAGGAAGUGCCUGCUGUGUCAUAAUACUUACAUGCAAUAUUUCAAGCACCAUAGAAAAAUAAUUGGAAACCAACCUGUUCAUUUUCUCUUUAAAUAGCACUGAAAGCAAAUUAAAUACUCCACAUUUUGCUUUUAGAAAUUUGAAGAAAACCAAAGCCAAACCAAAGUUUAUUACAAGACUAAUAAAGUUUUGCCAAAUGCUGAAGGAGCACUAC
Vidua chalybeata is the source of this 1632-nucleotide messenger RNA. It is a transcript of the gene SAXO2, whose product is annotated as stabilizer of axonemal microtubules 2. Gene Ontology annotation, molecular function: microtubule binding. The transcript has 4 exons. Gene Ontology annotation, biological process: microtubule anchoring. Gene Ontology annotation, cellular component: axonemal microtubule; sperm flagellum; cytoskeleton. The record is from RefSeq and is a predicted model, not a curated record. Bases 44 to 1441 code for a protein of 465 amino acids. Lineage: Eukaryota; Metazoa; Chordata; Aves; Passeriformes; Viduidae.